UGGUCCAGAUCACUUUGCUGUCCACAAAGUUAACCAAGCAAAUGAAAAAGAAAGCAUCCUUUAUUAGUUCACGUGCAACACUAACAUAUACAUACAGUCCUCAUCACAAACUCAUCUUCAUAAAUAAAUAGCCACUUUCUAAAGCAACACUAUACCCUUUGACUAAGGCAACCUUCUUCCAUUCCUUUUAUCUCUUUUCAUAUUCUAAUUCCCAAACAGUCACAUAACACAGAAAAACAUAGCAAUGUCUGGUUCAAGAAAGAAGCUUCUUCUGAACACUGUGUCGGUGAAACUAGGUUGUGGAAGCUGCAGAAGGCUAAAACUGAGUAACAUAUUCAGCCCAAAACCAAAAUCCAAGAACCCCACUUACCAAAAACACAAACUUUACAAUAACCAGUACUCUUCAUCUGGUCCAUGGACUGAAGACAAAUAUGAUAGCACAAGCACCCCAAACACCACAACCACAAACACUGCCACCACAUUUUCACCCUACUAUUCCUCAAACUUUUCUGACUCAGAUGCCUAUGCAAAGGACCAAAGGAGAGUAGGUGGUUUAGGAAGAGCCGGAGGAGAAGGCGUGGCGGUGGAGAAAGAUUCUGAAGAUCCUUAUCUUGAUUUCAGGCAUUCCAUGCUUCAAAUGAUAUUGGAGAAUGAAAUAUACUCUAAAGAUGACCUUAGAGAGCUUUUGAACUGUUUUCUUCAGCUGAAUGCACCUUACCAUCAUGGUGUUAUUGUUAGAGCUUUUACUGAGAUUUGGAAUGGAGUUUCCAUUAUGAGGCCUAGUUCACCCAGUUUGCAUACAUCUCGUACACAUACCCGUACCCGUAAGCCACGUCAACAUUAACUAUAAAGUUUGUGUUUGGUAUUAGGGUGGGUUUGACAAAUUCCUGAUAGCACCGUGAUUUUGUAGAAGCUACAAAAAUGUAGCUUUUGUAAAAUCAUGGCGGCUGCCAAACCCACUAUGAUACCAAACAAGCUUUAAGUUCUCUAGUGCAAGGUCUUUUGUUAACCAAGUAGUUGUGUAAAAAGCUGCACUAUGUACUAUGUAUUAGGUUGAAUGUAGUCCAGCUAUAUCUUAUUAGGAGCUAUGCUAAUUAAUGAAGUUGCUAACGUUGUAUUGUGCUGCACAUUUUGGUGAUUAUCAUCCAAGUGUUAAAAAUGGUACUUUUGUUUGUCCUUAUUGGAAAUCAAGAUUUAAAUUGCAUUUUUUCAGUCA
This is a messenger RNA of Medicago truncatula (barrel medic), 1216 nucleotides long. Its product is annotated as transcription repressor OFP6. The record is from RefSeq and is a predicted model, not a curated record. NCBI's taxonomy places the organism in Eukaryota, Viridiplantae, Streptophyta, Magnoliopsida, Fabales, Fabaceae. Bases 245 to 844 code for a protein of 199 amino acids. Gene Ontology annotation, biological process: negative regulation of DNA-templated transcription. The transcript has a single exon.